AGUGAACACAUUUGAAAGAAUCACAAUGCAUCCUAAGGCCAAACAUGUGAAGAGGAAGAAAUUACCCCUUUCAUGUGUACCCAAAAUAAGGAGAUUUAAAAUGGAUCUUGAAGAGCAAAGAAUAAAGAAGCAUGAAAGUAGUCGGGAAAACAUAAUGCUUCUGAGAGAAACAUGUUCUGUCAUCACUUCUUUAGAUGUCUUUAAAUUAGACAUAUCAGAAAAAGUUGAAAUAGAAACAAUUCAAAGCCAUGUAUCAUACCCUGCACUGCAAAAAUCACUGCCUGUAGGGCAAGUAGAAUCUACAAAGACCAUUGCUAACAAUUUAAGAAAGAGAAAACUACAUCCACCUUGGGAAGAGGAAGUACAAACCUCAGGCACUGAUAACUUGACAAACCCCAGCGGCCCAAUUUCCAUGACAAAGAUAUCUGCAUCCCCUCGAGUGUCCAGUGUCAAGAAACCGAGAACCCUGAGCAAGAAAGGAACUCAUCACUUGAACAGUAAUGAAAAAACAGGACUGAAACAAGAAAGAGCAAGACACCAUAAUGUAGUUGCAACAAAAUGUGAUGAUUCUAUAUCACCGCUUACAACAGGGCAAACAGCAUCCACAAAUCAAAUUUCUACAUGUUCAAAAAGGAGGAAAAUUCUUCUCCCAGUAGAGGAAGAAGUACAAACCCCAACCACAGAUUCAACAAACUCUAAGGGCAUAGUUUUAAAGAGAAAGAUGUCUGCACUUAUUCAUGUGUUCAGCCUCAGCAAACACAGUACUCCAAGAAAGAGGAAGACUGACCAUGUGAAAAUAAAAAAAAAGAUAAGACAGAAACAGGAAAAAGCAAAAAAGUUUAAUGUCUUUGUAAAGACUGAUUCUUCUAUGCCCUGUAGAGUGAAUAAAGGGAAAGAUAUACUGAGAAAUAUACAAUUUUCUUUUCCACCAUCAAAGGUUAAAAAGGUAUCAGACUCAGUCAAAAUAUCAUUCAUAAAAGCAUCAGGUUAUGUAUUAAAAAAUUCAUACAUGAAAACAUCAGGUUAUGUGUUAAGACAUGUAAAAGAACCAAUGGAGGAAGAAGGAAAGCAUAGACUCAGAAAAUACGUGAAAGAUGAAAAGAUCCCCGAAUCAAUAGAUCAGAAGGUAAAGAAACUACCACAAUCAUAUACAAUCAGUAUUAAAGAGUUGCAGAGCAAAACCCAGGGAGAAAAGCUUUUGGAUCUGGCAAGUACAACUGUAAAAUUGUCCACCACACAAUUGCAACUCGAGAAAUUUUCAGGUUCACAGAUACCUGAUGGAAAAGUUUACAGUGAAAUUAAAUUACUGAAAGAACAUGUGCCACAGAAAGAAAACGUAGGUAUAAAAAAGAAUGUGGGUAUAAACAGUAUUAUAGCACAUCCCAAGAAUAAACAUUUGAAGACAAAGAGAUCAAUUCUUUUACCUACGCAAAAUUUGAGUGACUUUCAGUGGAAAACUAGAAAGCAGGGAGGAAAGGUCAAAGCACAUAGAAGUGAUCCACGAAAAACAUUAACUAAGAAGUUGACUAAGAAAUCCACUGCUACAUCUCCCCAGCCUGUUAUUGUGAAUACAAGAAUCAAGGAAGAAUGUGCAUCCAUGUUAACAUUACCUUCUGUUUCAAUGGGAUACUUACAGAAAUCAACAGAUUCUGAAGAAGGCAUUUCCAUUCAGUCCAUUACAGGAUAUUCUUCAAUUAGUCUACACAGUGAAAAACAACACAGGUCAGAGGAAAAGGAAGAAGCUGGGAUGCAAAUAGCAAAGCUUUCAACUCGUAAACAUCAACAAACAGAGGAGCAGAAACUUAAAGAUGAGCAAGACUUGGUUUCGACUAAAUCUCCUUUAUUACUAGAUUUGCCUCAUCCCCAAUUGGACAAGAAAAAACAAUUCAGUAACAUAAAACUAAGACUUAAAAAUCCUGCUUUGCGAUGUAUGCCAACUGAAGGAGAAACAGUACCUAGAGAGGUACAUAUCAGUAUUGGUGAUACCACGAAAGAUGUUAAAAAGCAUGGUAUACCUCAGAGAGAAGAUACAUAUAGAAAAGAAAAAAUAGAAAUAAUAGACAGGAGAGGCACAGAUAUAACUUUGAAAUCACGGAAAUCACUUCUGUCCCAGAAGCUCCACAGAACAGAACUUCACAUGCACAUUAAGGCCCCCAAACCAAAGAAGCAUGAUGACAACAGCGAAUCUCGAGUUUUGAGGAAAAUGUACACUUCCAAAGCUUCUCUAACCAGUGUCACGAGGUGUAAAAGUGUACAAGUAGUUGAAGUAAAUCAUCUUCUAGUUGGUUUAGAAAGCAAACCAUCUUCUCCACUCCCACAAAUUGUUCGAGCUUUAUCAGAUACAGAAAAAGAGGACAUGUGUACUAAUGUCAGAAAAGGAAAACAGUAUUCAAAACCAAUAGAAAAAACUGUAGACUUGACAACUGAGGUGCCUUGCAAAGAGGCAAAGGUCUCACCAAUUUCAUAUCUUCUUAAUAAAAACAAAUUUGUCAUUAAUAUGAAGGUUCUGGAGAAAAAAGUACACAAAAAUAAAAGUGAACUCACUGUGGUUGCAUCACGGACUUUCUUGUCCAUACCAUCAGCAGAUUCCAGAUAUUCACAGGACAGAACACAGAAAGGCACAGCAGGAUUUACAAAAUCCCCUCAUCUACAACAAAAUUUCCAAGAACCAGCAGAAGUCCAGGACACAACAACAAGACAGUUAACAAAGGUAUCUGAUGGUAAGUGUAUUGUUAAGGCAACACAACACAAUGUGCCACUGAAACAAAACAGGCCACAGAAGUCAAAGUGUGUGACCAGUGCCUUGCGAAUAAGUCAACAUCCACAUAUUGAAUCUAAACGAAAGCCAACCUUCCCACAUCAUCAAAUUGAUUUAACAUGGUUAGGUGCCAUAAUAGGAGAAAAAGUGCUGGACAUGUCCUUCAAACAGCAAAAGGGUCAGCCAGGAAAAUAUAAAAAAGAGCCUUCAACUAAAACGUUAAGUUAUAAGAAAGAAAGUGAAAUCAAAUAUAAUUUAAGUCAUAAAGAUAAGUUUUCUGUUUCUCCAUUCUUUUCUUUGGAAACGAUACCACUUAAAAAAUUAAGCAUUGUCCAUUCGAGUAAAUCUCAAGAUAAGGGAAAAGGAAGUGUUAGGACAAUAGAGCAAGUCAAGCGUUCAGCUAAAGGUGGCCAGCAGGUUAAGCCAAAAUUCUUUUCUCUUAUUAAUGUUCCAGUUCCCAGCAGAAAUCAGCAGACACCUUUACAAAUAAGUGUGGAUAAAAAAACUAUAGUGAAUAUCAGUCCACAAGUACAGUCAGGGGUAUACAUGAGUACUAAGAAGUGUGAUCACACAAGAAGGAAAGAAGAUCCACCAUUGAUUGUUCCUGCAAAGAAAAGCCUUCAAGGACAAAAAUUGUUUCAAACAAACAAUCUCAAUUCAUUGUGUGCCUAUACUCCUACUUGUCCUAAAAGCCAGAAAAACAGAUUCACUGUAACAAAUCAGAAAAGAGAACUGAAACCCAAAUAUUCAACUAUGAGAAUCCCAAAGCACCCAAUUUCAAAGAUUCCUGGUAUCAUAGGACUGGGUAGUCCAAGCAGCAAGUGGAAAUUAGACUAUGCCUUCAACAAACCAAAAACCAUGCUUCCGAGGAGUACAGAUACCUCUUCAGGAAUCAUUACCAGAAGUCUUUGUGUUUCCAUGAUAAAUCCACCUCACAAUGAAAGGCUGGUUGAAUCAAAAAAAUCAAAAACAAACUCAAGAAGGGAAAUGAGAGUCUGUCACUCUGAAUUCCAGGACAAAUUACCAGAUGCUAUAAAAAUCAAGGAUAUCUUAAUACAUAGAAACUCACUUAACACUAUAGAACCUCAUUUGAGAAGAACCAUGAGAAUAAAUAUUCCAUCUCCAAGACUACAGCCACUGUCUGAGACCCCACUAUUUGAUAAGAUUAGAGAAUGCACCUUGCUCUCAAAGCAAGGGGAAGCUGCUCCAGGAACUGUGCCCACAACAUUUCACGAUAAAAACAAUGAAAACAAAACACUUGUAGAACAUUUGUUUCCCAUUUAUGAAAGGCUUAAAAGUGUCUUUGAAGUCCCUGUAGAAAAUAAGAUACAAACCCAAGUUCUUUCUGAAAUACUGGAGGAAGUGGAAGCCGUCAAGGCUGGUGAUGCAAAGGCACUUCGCUUGCCAGACAGUCCAGACACAUCAUCAAACAUAUGUGCCACAUUGCAACAUACACCUCUUUUAAAACAGCUUACUCCAGAAUUAAAAAAUAAGCUUACUAUGCAUUUAGUAUCCAAAGCAACUGAGAUAAAACUGAAUCAGAUACCAGAGAUGGUGAACACAUCUUUACAGAAGUGUGAGUCUCACCCCCAAGGGACUAUUUCAGAAGAUUACAGUUACAAGUUUUAUCUUAAACAUAUAAAAAUGAAUUUUAAGUCUCCAAAAGUUGAUACUUCACAUGCCAUCUUAAAGAACAAUUAUGAAAGAGAUUUUCCUCCCCUCAGCUGUGUGAAGACACCAACAACUAGUGUUUCAAGCAGCUAUAAG
Messenger RNA from Mastomys coucha (southern multimammate mouse), 4525 nucleotides. RefSeq names its product coiled-coil domain-containing protein 168-like. Lineage: Eukaryota; Metazoa; Chordata; Mammalia; Rodentia; Muridae. The record is from RefSeq and is a predicted model, not a curated record. The annotation marks the transcript as partial. The transcript has a single exon.